This is a messenger RNA of Emiliania huxleyi CCMP1516, 498 nucleotides long. RefSeq lists its product as hypothetical. NCBI's taxonomy places the organism in Eukaryota, Haptophyta, Isochrysidales, Noelaerhabdaceae. The transcript has a single exon. Bases 1 to 498 code for a protein of 165 amino acids. The record is from RefSeq and is a predicted model, not a curated record.
AUGCUCGCGAAGCGUGUCCCGACCGCAGCACCGCUACACGCUGGAGGCGCUGAUGAAAUAGCGCGGGCCGCAGGCACGGCCUCAGUCGCAAGCCACUUCUCCGCACGCGUCGCCCCGAUCCUCUUGCUGCUCACGCUAUCGACGCUGCCGCUCUCCCGCGUGCACAGCGUCAGCGCGUCCGUUGCCGGCGCUCAGCCCGUGCUGUAUGCCAGCAGCCGCGACAGCGAGGAUAGGGCACUGCUGGAGGAUAUCACAGAGUCGCCUGCGGCGGCGCUGCUCGCGCUGCCUCCAGGAGAGCGGCAGCGGCAGGAGUCGUUGCAGCGUCUGGAGGACGAGCGGCUCGAGCAGUGCCGCGCCGCGCGCAUGUUUGACACCUGCUUCUUCUUUGGCACUGCUGGGCCAACGGCCGAGAGAGCGACCGCCCGUGCAGGGGAGGGCCGUGCCACACAGCCACAGUCACAGGGCGGGCGGCCAGUCCGGACAUUGCCGACCUGGUGA